Pseudophryne corroboree (corroboree frog) is the source of this 5211-nucleotide messenger RNA. RefSeq names its product estrogen related receptor gamma (gene ESRRG). The coding region runs from base 334 to 1698 and encodes 454 amino acids. Gene Ontology annotation, cellular component: chromatin; nucleus. The record is from RefSeq and is a predicted model, not a curated record. Gene Ontology annotation, biological process: regulation of transcription by RNA polymerase II; nuclear receptor-mediated steroid hormone signaling pathway. The transcript has 11 exons. NCBI's taxonomy places the organism in Eukaryota, Metazoa, Chordata, Amphibia, Anura, Myobatrachidae. Gene Ontology annotation, molecular function: estrogen response element binding; steroid binding; nuclear receptor activity.
CGUGCCGGGAGCCGGUGACAGGAGGCGGCAGCAGCAGCAGCGUGUGCUCCCGUGGUGUCCCCAGCAGCAGCAGCAGCAGCAGCAGAUAUCAAAUGACAAAAUAUCCAUAGUGACCAAAGAGAUUGGAGUCUGCAUUACUCUGAGCCCCCCCGCCUGACCUCAGCGCCUGAAUCACAUUUUCUGGACGGGCCGUAAGGAUAUGACCUUUGAGGUAGAAAUUUAGAAAGUGUACUGUGUUCAAGAAAGUUUUCAGAAUUUAAAGAUCAAUUAUUGAAGGAGAAUAUAGGAAAAUAAUAUAACAGCAUUUCGUUGGAUUCCUAAUUUUAAAACAAGAUGACUUCCAGGGAUUUACCCAAUUUAUCUCAACAGUGGAUAAAGCUUCUCUGCAGAAUGUCAAGCAAAGAUCGACACAUUGAUUCAAGCUGUUCGUCAUACAUCAAGACGGAACCCUCAAGCCCAGCUUCCCUGACGGACAGUAUCAACCACCACAGUCCAGGUGGCUCAUCAGACGCCAGUGGGAGCUACAGUUCCACCAUGAACGGGCACCAGAAUGGACUUGACUCUCCACCCUUGUACCCAUCAGCUGCGGGUCUUGGUGGCAAUGGGCCUGUCAGGAAAAGAUAUGAUGACUGCUCCAGCACCAUUGCUGAAGAUUCACAAACCAAAUGUGAAUAUAUGCUCAACGCAAUGCCCAAAAGACUGUGUCUGGUGUGUGGUGACAUUGCAUCGGGUUACCAUUAUGGGGUGGCUUCAUGCGAGGCCUGUAAGGCUUUUUUCAAAAGGACAAUUCAAGGAAACAUAGAAUACAGCUGCCCGGCCACGAACGAAUGUGAAAUCACAAAGCGCAGACGCAAGUCGUGCCAAGCCUGCCGCUUCAUGAAGUGUUUGAAAGUCGGGAUGCUGAAAGAAGGCGUACGUCUGGACCGAGUGCGUGGAGGGCGACAGAAGUACAAGCGCAGGAUAGAUGCGGAGAACAGCCCAUACCUGAACCCUCAGCUUGUCCAGCCAGCCAAAAAGCCAUAUAACAAGAUUGUCUCGCAUUUGCUGGUGGCUGAGCCGGAGAAGAUCUACGCCAUGCCUGACCCAACCAUUCCCGACAGUGACAUCAAGGCCCUGACCACCCUGUGUGACCUAGCUGACCGGGAACUGGUCGUAAUAAUAGGCUGGGCCAAGCAUAUUCCAGGGUUCUCCACCUUGUCCCUCGCCGACCAGAUGAGCCUCCUGCAGAGCGCAUGGAUGGAGAUCUUGAUACUUGGCAUCGUCUACCGGUCCCUCUCAUUCGAGGAUGAGUUGGUGUAUGCUGAAGACUACAUCAUGGACGAAGACCAGUCGAAGCUGGCAGGGCUACUGGAGCUGAACAACGCCAUCCUGCAGCUUGUCAAGAAGUAUAAGUGCAUGAAGCUGGAGAAGGAGGAGUUUGUAACUCUCAAAGCGAUAGCCCUCGCUAACUCAGACUCCAUGCAUAUAGAAGAUGUAGAAGCAGUUCAAAAACUUCAAGACGUCUUACAUGAGGCUCUGCAGGAUUACGAAGCUGGCCAACACAUUGAAGACCCCCGCCGGGCCGGAAAACUACUGAUGACUUUGCCAUUGCUCCGACAAACCUCCACCAAGGCCGUCCAACAUUUCUACAACAUCAAACUGGAAGGAAAAGUUCCUAUGCACAAACUUUUUCUGGAAAUGCUCGAGGCCAAGGUCUGACUAAAAGCACCUGUGGUGGCCUCUCAGCGCCAUUGAUAGGAUAAGGGAAAAAUAUGUCUCAUUGUUUCUGCAAAUAAUGUACUGAAUUAAAUGCAAGUGACUGCACUGAUAAAUAGCAGCAAGACUGGAGCAGCUCUCGACUUUUCCUCCUGCAUUUUAACGGUGCAGAAUUUUCCGCUCCCACUUUUUUUUUUGCUGCUGAACUUAAAAUAAAGUAACAAAAAAAAUUAAAAAGUCUUUAAUUAAGAGAGAUGGAAGCCAGCCCUGCCAAAGGACAGAAAUCCAUAGGAUGCCACUGAAUUUAACACGGACCACAAUGCCCCCCCAAUAACAAAAGGAAUCACUGAGAAAAAUCAUAUCUUGCGUAUAGUAUAAACAAUGACUGAUUGCGCUAGUAGGAUUCCACGGGAGCAGUCUGUAAUUUGACUACCUGAGCGACAUGUCAUUGGCUGCUUCGUUGCAUUUUAUUUUCCAUCCAGGCCACCCAGCCACUUGAUUCCUUUAUUGUUUUUUGAAGUCUUCCAGAUAUUUCUCGGUUAAGUACUAUGUGAUUUUUUCAGGGAAUCGUUUUAAGCUUUAUUCAUCCAUGCAAUAUUACUUACAAAAAAUAAAAAAAUAACAUUAAUAAAAAUAAUAAUAAUGAUAUUAAUAAAAAUAAUAAUAUUAAUACAAUACAAAAAUGCAUUUUUGGUUUGAGCAAUGAACAAUUAAUAAGGACAACUAAAUCCUUAUGGAAGGGUUUGUUUGUUUUUAAAAGAAAGGUUUUUGAUUUAUUGUUAUAAAUAGAGGUUGUUUUGUACCAGCUUUACCACUUUUCAGCCAUUUACUGAUUACUAUGUGGAUAUGUCUCUUAUUCAAGCAAUAGUUGAAGGAUGGUGCAUAUUACCACGGAUGCAAUUAAUGUUGUGUGCCAGUCUGGUUCGAAAAAAAAAAAUUCUGUUUCUUAAAAUGUAAAGCCUAGUGUACCUGUUAUGUUUAAUACAAUAUUAGAUUACACCUGCAAUGUAUAUAAGUAGUCUAAUGUGCGUACCAUUCCCCGUGAGGACGCUUGCAAUUUGCUAAGGUGUCUUAAAAAUAGAUAAACUUCAGUUAUCAAUUGUAAUCAAAAAAAUCUAAAAAAAAUAAAUAAAUAAAAAUAAGAAAUGUAAAAUAAUUUUGCCGGUAAGAUAAAGGCCAGCAAUAAAUUACCGUCUGAUUUAUAUAUAUAUAUAUAUAUAUAUAUAUAUAUAUACAUAUAUAAUGAAAAAUGAAUAAAAUGAAAAAUAAUUGUAAACAUUAGUAAUUUCUUCUUAAACAGCAACUUUAUACGAAUCGCUAAAGCAGUCAAUGUGAUUUCCUACCCCUGUUGUUGCAGCAUGAUAGCCAUUUCAGUAUGAGACUGUUGAAAGGUGUAAUCUAAUGUAAUCUCCCACACCUAUCCCGCUCACAAAUUUACAGUUACCUAUGAUACAUCAACACGCUCUGCCAGUAUACCAGUGUUAAUAGUUGCUCCCUGUAUCAUGUGAAACGCCCAUAUUAUAUGUACACAAAUGUAAUUAAAAUUGUAAUCUUAAUCAACAAAAAGAAACAUAGUUCUGCUUUUCAAUGUUUCCAGUUUGUUGUGCUUUUUUUCCAAUCUUUUUUCUUUUGUCAGCUGCAUUUACAAAGCUUGUCGUCCUGUUCUCCUCGUGGUUGUUUGAUUCUUGUGACGUGCGCUUUAUACACAGGGUAGAAUUAGAGGCAAUAUUGGAUGUACAAUUCCUCAGGAGCAUACAGGAGUUUAAUCUGUGGCUUCCUGGUAAUAGUCUUAUCCUAAAUACUACUCCUCGGCAGAUUAAAAAUCCAAUUGAGAAACCACACAACAAGAGGCUUUCAAAGAAAAAAUAAAAUAAAAUAAAACUUUUAAAAUUAUUCUUAACAGAACGCCAAAAAUAUCUUCUACUUCUACGUUUAACCAAGCUUAAUUUUCAAGUGAUGUAAAUAUGGCUUCUUCUGAAUCAUCUCAGAUGUUAAUAACUCGCUCUGUGUUGUUGUAAAAAAACAUUUUAUUUUAUGUCAGAUUUUUUUUUUUUUUAGUUGCAUACAAAUUCCCAAAUCUAUUGCUAAUCUGUGUGCUUUAUACAGAAUUCAAUGGGUUGGUGAAACACAGCAGCCUGAUUCUAUAAAUAAUAGUUAUAUAAGGAUUAUAUUGUAGAUUGUGGUUUCUCUGUAGAGAAGUGACUGUAGUGUGGUUCUAGAUUACUCAUCAUUAACAAUUCAUUCAGGAGGUUGAGUACCUUGAAAUGUAUAGCUCAGAUAGGUAUUCAGAAAUUGGCACAUCCCUAUAUAAGUAACUAAAUUGAAAUACUCCUUGGAGAAAAAUAAAAGGUGCUGAUUGAAUGAGAAUAUUUAUUUUAAUGUUAAAAAUAUUUUAUUUCCAGGUUUCGUUUUUUUUUCGUAGCAAUAUAUAUAUAUGUAAAUGUAUUGAACAAUACAACUUAUACUGUACACAUCUAUUUCACUGUAUUAGCUGUCUGUACUUGGGUAUAGCUGCACACAUAAGCAAACCUGUUGGAUUAUAAUUGGAAAUAUGUAAAAAUUGAGUAACUGUAAUCCACUCAAUGAUGGCAAUCAUAUACUAGAUAUAGUUACAUAGUGGUGUGUCAGAUCUCGUUAAAAAUCUGCAAACAUUGUUCUCAAUAUUGUUCUCAGAGCUGCAUUUGGUCCGGCGUCUAUCCGGACAUGGGUGCAAUAGAUCCGGUAGACCUGAACAGGCAAGAAUACUAAUUUAUAUGAAAACCUUGUGUGAUUUAUUGUUAAUUUAUGUUUCUGUCAAUACUACAUAAAUAGCAUGGGGUGUAAAAAAAAAAAUAAUAAUAAUAAUAAUAUAAAGGGAUUAUGAUUUUUAAAUUUAAAUUAUUUAGAGUUUUAACUUAAUUUUUAAAUUAAAUUAUUUGUUCUUUUCUUAUUUAAAGCAAUAUGAUUGCGUGUUUGUGAAGAGUCACACUCGUUAUCUCAAACAAAUUGGAAAGUUGUAUUUAUUACACUAUUUUGCAUUUAAACGAUGUAAAAAAAAAGCAUAUAAAAAAUUUAAACUGCUAUUUUUCUUAUGGAAGAGAAAAUGGGUGUCGGUGAUUGUAUUUUAAUUAUUUAAACUUCUCUGUUUACCUGCCUAGGAAAAACAUCUGAGGGCAGUCUAAUGUGCAAGGAUCGUUGAAGGAAAAUAAAAAAGAUGAAUAAAAAAUAAUAAUAAUUAUGAUAAAAUGAUUAUAAUACUCCAGGAGUUGCAAUAUAGCCAGAAUUAACAAAUAAAACCAUGUUUAUAGAUAUCGAUGGGCUUCACAUCUGUAAAACAAUCAACUGUAUAUUUUUGUGCUGUGUACCAUACCAUGUGCUCCAGAAAUAUGUCCAUUUGUGUAAAUGUAUUUAUUUUAUAUUGUAUAUAUUGUUAAAUGCAAAAAGGAGACAUGACUCUGUAACUUCAAUCAGUUCAGAUGUGUAAGUCAAAUUAUUAUUCCUUUCAGGAUGAUGGUAGAGCAAUAUUAAAAAAAAAGC